GCGCGCCGGUUCCCUCAGGGCCUGGUUUCCAGCUAGGGAGUGGGGGACAGAGGGCUUCGUUUGCCCUGGCAGCCUCCUUCCCGACCCGGGAAGUGGCUGGACCUUGGCUGCGCCCCGGGCCGGUUCAUCGCUGAGUUUGGAACGCUGGGCCCGAGGGGCCUGGCCGCGCCACGGAGCGGAGUUGGCAUUUCCAGAUUGGGGCUUGGGCUGCCCCUCCUCCUGAACCCUUCCCUCAGGACCGCGCAGGGCGCCGCGGGCUCUCCUGGCACUAAAAGGUGGACAAGUCCUAUUUUGAAGAGAAGAUGACUUUUAACAGUUUUGAAGGAUCUAAAACUUGUGUACCUGCAGACAUCGAUAAGGAUGAAGAAUUUGUAAAAGAGCUUAAUAGAUUAAAAACUUUUGCUAAUUUUCCGAGUAGAAGUCCUGUUUCAGCAUCAACGCUAGCACGAGCUGGUUUUCUGUAUACUGGUGAAGGAGACACUGUGCGGUGCUUUAGUUGUCAUGCAGCAGUAAAUAAAUGGCAAUAUGGAGACUCAGCAGUUGGAAGACACAGGAAAGUAUCCCCAAAUUGCAGAUUUAUCAAUGGCUUUUAUUCUGAAAAUAAUGCUGCACAACCUACAAAUCCUGGUGUCCAAAGUGAUCAGUACAAAGCUGAAAAUGAUCUGGGAAACAGAAAUCAUUUUGUUUUAGAUAGGCCAUCUGAGACUCACGCAGACUAUCUUUUGAGAACUGGACAGGUUGUAGAUAUAUCAGACACAAUAUACCCAAGGAACCCUGCCAUGUGUAGUGAAGAAGCUAGAUUAAAGUCAUUUCAGAACUGGCCAGAAUAUGCCCACUUAAACCCAAGAGAGUUAGUUAGUGCUGGGCUCUACUACACAGGUAUUGAUGAUCAAGUGCAGUGCUUUUGUUGUGGUGGAAAACUGAAAAAUUGGGAACCUUGUGAUCGUGCGUGGUCAGAACACAGGCGACACUUUCCUAAUUGCUUUUUUGUUUUGGGCCGGAAUGUUAAUAUUCGAAGUGAAUCUGAUGUCAUGAGUUUUGAUAGGAAUUUCCCAAAUUCAACAAAUCCUCCAAGAAAUCCAACGAUGGCAGAUUAUGAAGCACGGAUCAUUACUUUUGGGACAUGGACAUACUCAGUUAACAAGGAGCAGCUAGCAAGAGCUGGAUUUUAUGCUUUAGGUGAAGAUGAUAAAGUAAAGUGCUUUCACUGUGGAGGAGGGCUAACUAAUUGGAAGCCCAGUGAGGACCCUUGGGAACAACAUGCUAAGUGGUAUCCAGGGUGUAAGUAUCUGUUAGAAGAGAAGGGACAGGAGUAUAUAAACAAUGUUCAUUUAACCCAUUCACUUGAGGAGUCUACGGGAAGAACUGCUGAAAAAACACCACCAUUAACUAAAAUAAUUGAUGAUAACAUCUUUGAAAAUCCUAUGGUACAUGAAGCUAUACGAAUGGGGUUCAGUUUCAGGGACAUUAAGAAAAUAAUAGAGGAAAAAAUUCAGACAUCUGGGAGCAACUAUAAAUCACUCGAGGUUCUCGUUGCAGAUCUGGUGAAUGCUCAGAAAGACAAUACACAUGAUGAAUCAAGUCAGACUUCAUUGCAGAAAGAGAUUAGUACUGAAGAGCAACUAAGGCUCCUGCAAGAGGAGAAGCUUUGCAAAAUCUGUAUGGAUAGAAAUAUUGCUGUCGUGUUUAUUCCUUGUGGACAUCUGGUCACUUGUAAACAAUGUGCUGAAGCAGUUGAUAAAUGUCCCAUGUGCUACACAAUCAUUACUUUUAAGCAAAAAAUUUUCAUGUCUUAAUCUAACUCUACAGUAGGCGUGUUAUGUUCUUAUAACCCUGAUUGAAUGUAUGAUGUGAACCGACUUUAAGUAACCAGCAUUGAAUUCCAUUAGCAUCUGCUACCAAGUAGAAAAAAAUGUAAACUGCAGUGUUUUAGUUGGCAAUCUAAAAUUUUAAUUUCUGGAUUUCUCAGGAUAUUAGCUGUAUUAUCCUAUUUUUUCUUUUACUGUUAUUUAAUUCAAACCCUAGACUAAGAAGUAUCAUACUGUAACUGAUCACAAUGUGUAUUUUAGUACACUGACUUAGCUUUUAAAUAUAACUGAAUCAAUCUACUGAAUUUUUCAUUCUUCUCAGAUAGGCUUAACAAAUGGAGCAUUCUGUGUAAACGUAGAGAUUAAUCUCAAUCACAUAAUUUGUGUGAAAAAGGAAUGAACAGUUCCACACUGGUAGCAAGAUAUAGAUUAUU
Messenger RNA from Hipposideros armiger (great roundleaf bat), 2242 nucleotides. RefSeq names its product X-linked inhibitor of apoptosis (gene XIAP). Gene Ontology annotation, cellular component: nucleus; cytoplasm. The coding region runs from base 303 to 1796 and encodes 497 amino acids. The record is from RefSeq and is a predicted model, not a curated record. The transcript is spliced from 8 exons. Gene Ontology annotation, molecular function: cysteine-type endopeptidase inhibitor activity involved in apoptotic process; ubiquitin protein ligase activity. Lineage: Eukaryota; Metazoa; Chordata; Mammalia; Chiroptera; Hipposideridae. Gene Ontology annotation, biological process: positive regulation of canonical Wnt signaling pathway; regulation of cell cycle; positive regulation of protein ubiquitination.